This is a messenger RNA of Vicia villosa (hairy vetch), 1762 nucleotides long. RefSeq names its product pectin acetylesterase 5-like. The transcript is spliced from 12 exons. The coding region runs from base 47 to 1321 and encodes 424 amino acids. The record is from RefSeq and is a predicted model, not a curated record. Gene Ontology annotation, molecular function: hydrolase activity. NCBI's taxonomy places the organism in Eukaryota, Viridiplantae, Streptophyta, Magnoliopsida, Fabales, Fabaceae.
CUUGGAUUUUCCAUUUCACCAAGUUACCAGCCAUACCGCGACGCCCAUGUCUCCUUAUUCCAUAACCAACCACUUUCCCCUCCGCAAUCUUUCAACAUUCUUCAAAAAAUGGACCUCAAAACAAUACACAAUCGCCGCAUUCGCCUUACUCCUCUUGUUCUCUUACGCUUUUCUCAUCCGAUCCAAUCCCCACUCUCAUCACUCCAACUCCAACCUCAUUCCCUUCACCCCUCUCACCAACUUCAAACAAUUCGGCGCACUUUGCUUGGAUGGUUCUGCUCCUGGUUACCAUUUCCAAGAGGGAUUUGGAUCCGGAUCGCGUAAUUGGUUGCUUCAUCUUGAGGGAGGAGGGUGGUGCAGUUCGGUAGCUUCAUGUUCUUAUAGGAAAACAACUGCUUUGGGUUCAUCUAAUUAUAUGGAUACACCUGUUCUUUUUUCAGGGAUGCUAAGCUCUGUUCCGGAUCAGAAUCCUGAUUUCUUUAACUGGAACAAGGUGAAGAUACGCUAUUGCGAUGGUGCAUCCUUUGCUGGUCACCCAGAAAGUGAGAAAGGAAGUGGGUUGUUCUUCAGAGGCCAAAUCAUAUGGGAAACUAUUAUGAAUGAACUCUUAUCAAUUGGCAUGUCGAAAGCAAAACAGGCUCUGUUGACAGGAUGCUCAGCUGGAGGAUUGGCAGCUCUUAUACAUUGUGAUAACUUCAGACAAUUACUUCCGAAAGGGGCUACUGUCAAGUGUCUCACGGAUGCAGGCUUCUUCCUUGAUGAGAAGGAUAUUCUUGGAAAUAGCACAAUGAAAUCUUUCUAUCAGGAUGUUGUCCAGCUCCAGGGUGUUGAAAAAAGUUUGCAUAAAGAGUGCCUUGCUAAAAUGGAACCAUCUAAGUGUUUCUUUUCAUCAGAAAUUCUGAAAAACAUAAAGACUCCUGUUUUUCUUGUUCACCCAGCUUAUGAUUUUUGGCAGAUACGUAAUAUUUUGGUACCUAAAGGAUCAGAUCCCCAUCGUCGCUGGAAAAACUGUAGAUUGAACCUUCGCAGUUGUGAUGCUAACUUGAUGGAUACACUUAACAGUUUUCGUAAUUCUUUGCUGAAGACUGUGAACGAGUUCCAGCAGCGAAAGGAUAUUGGAAUGUUUAUAGAUUCCUGCUUUAUCCAUUGCCAGACUUUGAUGGGGGAGACUUGGUAUUCACCUAAUUCUCCAAAACUAAACGAUAAGACAAUUGCUGAAUCCGUUGCCGAUUGGUUCUUUGACCGACAAAUGGUAAAGCUUAUUGACUGUCCUUAUCCAUGUAAUCCUACCUGCCAUAAUUUGGAUUUCACCAGAGUAUAAUAAAGCUAAGCAUCCCAAUUUUCAUUGAAAAAUCAUGGACAAAUAUCAACUUGGAUCCUCUCCUUCACUCCCCUCUUCAUCCUCUCUACCUCAAUCUUAAUCUUACUCUAUUUAUAGAGAGAUGUAGGGAGAACUAAAUGUGGGAACCCAAAUCUGACAAAUAUCUCCCCAUUUGUGUCGGUAAUUCCUCUAUUGAUUAUCGAGGUUGAGAAUAUAUACUGGUGUUCGUCUUUUUCACCAGUAUGAUACAGUUUCUAAAUUCAGUAUAUAAACAAUACAUCAUGCAGCAUGAAGUUUCUCCUUGCCGAAUUAACUCCUCUCCACCACUAUAAAACUCAAUUCUAUAAAUGCCAAUAUCAAUUGUAUACAUUAGUUUAUUUUUUCCUGAAAAUAGUGGUGUACCAUUUUUUGUACUUCAAUAUUCAUUAUUAUUGUCAUUGA